Messenger RNA from Saccharomycodes ludwigii, 936 nucleotides. RefSeq names its product TFIIH complex serine/threonine-protein kinase subunit KIN28 (gene KIN28). The record is from RefSeq and is a predicted model, not a curated record. Bases 1 to 936 code for a protein of 311 amino acids. Gene Ontology annotation, molecular function: RNA polymerase II CTD heptapeptide repeat kinase activity; cyclin-dependent protein serine/threonine kinase activity; ATP binding. The transcript has a single exon. NCBI's taxonomy places the organism in Eukaryota, Fungi, Ascomycota, Saccharomycetes, Saccharomycodales, Saccharomycodaceae. Gene Ontology annotation, cellular component: nucleus; transcription factor TFIIH holo complex; cytoplasm. Gene Ontology annotation, biological process: protein phosphorylation; positive regulation of transcription by RNA polymerase II.
AUGUCAAAUAGUUUAUACAGCAAAGAAAAAAAAGUUGGUGAAGGUACAUUUGCUAUUGUUUAUCUUGGACGUCAGUUAGAAGGAACAACAGUAAAAAGGAAUGUAGCUAUUAAAGAAAUUAAAACUUCUGAAUUUAAAGAUGGCUUGGAUAUGAGUGCCAUAAGAGAAGUGAAAUAUUUACAAGAGCUCAAACAUGUUAAUGUUAUUGAAUUGGUGGAUAUCUAUAAUGAAAAGGGAAACUUAAAUUUAGUAUUAGAAUUUCUACCAGCAGAUUUAGAAAUGAUUAUUAAAGACAGCUCCAUUCUUUUUACGCAAGCUGAUAUUAAGUCAUGGUUACUAAUGGCCUUAAGGGGUGUUCAUCAUUGCCAUAGAAAUUUCAUAUUGCAUAGAGAUUUAAAGCCAAAUAAUUUGUUAUUGGCACCAGAUGGCCAAUUAAAAUUAGCAGAUUUCGGUUUGGCAAGAUCAAUUCCAUCACCACAAGAACAAUUAACAAGCAAUGUUGUAACAAGGUGGUAUAGGGCACCAGAAUUACUUUUCGGUGCUAAGCAUUAUACAUGGGCUGUCGAUAUAUGGUCCAUUGGUGUGAUAUUUGCUGAAUUAAUGCUAAGAAUACCAUAUUUACCAGGUAAAGAUGAUAUAGAUCAAAUAGAUGUUACAUUUAGAGCACUAGGUACCCCUACCGAGAAAUUGUGGCCUGAAGUUUCCAGUUUUCCCACAUACAACAAAAUUAAAAUGUAUCCAGCGCCUUCAAGAGAUGAAUUAAGAAAGAGAUUUAUUGCAGCGACAGAAAAUGCACUAAAUUUAAUGAGCGGUAUGUUAUUAAUGAAUCCACACGCUAGAUGGGAUUCAGUGAAAUGUCUUCAAAGUGAUUAUUUUACAGAGUUACCAGAACCCACGGAGCCAUCUCAAUUACCUAAACUAAAUAAAAAGGACUAG